AUUUAACUUAUUUUGGCUAUUUAGUUUUAUUCUGAUCAUAAUUCACUUGGCCUAUAUUUAUUUAAUUUAUGCUAGGCCUAAUUGGAAACUAUUUUUCAGAUAACAAUAGCAAUUGCUUUCCUGCUUAUCAUCCUUACUCCUGCCUAUAUCGUACCUUAUAUUUUGAGUUUUCUGUGGUGAACGAAUGGCUCAAGUUAAUAAAGCUAAUGGAAUAUCAAAAACCUACCAAUUUUCACUCAUCUCACAGCACAAUGUAGCAACGUUUAUAGAUAAGGAUAUACUAAUUACAAUCAUAUACAUGCUUCCUGUGAGACAACCUUGGACAAUAUCAUUACGCACCAAUUCUCCUCUCGGACGAACAUUAACACAUUUCAAAAUUUCAGUUCAGAGACCUUGCAAGGACGAAUGCGGUUCUGGCCUAAUUCAAUACUCGAUCAUUAGCACGUUUGCAAUUUUACUUCACAGAGCUUACAAGGACGAAUGCAUCUCUGCUCCGAUUCAUCUCAAAUUCGACCAUUAGCACGUUUCAUGCAUAAUCUUGUUCCACC
Nilaparvata lugens (brown planthopper) is the source of this 548-nucleotide messenger RNA. RefSeq lists its product as uncharacterized. The transcript is spliced from 2 exons. The record is from RefSeq and is a predicted model, not a curated record. Lineage: Eukaryota; Metazoa; Arthropoda; Insecta; Hemiptera; Delphacidae. Bases 185 to 520 code for a protein of 111 amino acids.